Rosa rugosa (rugosa rose) is the source of this 2146-nucleotide messenger RNA. RefSeq names its product putative F-box/FBD/LRR-repeat protein At4g26350. Lineage: Eukaryota; Viridiplantae; Streptophyta; Magnoliopsida; Rosales; Rosaceae. The record is from RefSeq and is a predicted model, not a curated record. The transcript is spliced from 5 exons. Bases 545 to 1981 code for a protein of 478 amino acids. Gene Ontology annotation, molecular function: protein binding.
CCCAACCCCCGGCCCAGAGGGCUCAGCCACCUACUGUACUGCCUCCCACUGUUCCCGGGUCAUGACCCGACUCGAUUCUUCGGAUUUGACCCAUAGAGCCAUUAGAGCAAACGAUGUCGUUUUUUUGUAGCAAAGUCUGCUCGUUCUCUUAGGUGUCUAUUGUUUUUGUUUUUUGAGAAAAAGGGCGGUGCGAGGUGUCUAUUAGAACCGUCUAGAAUUUUGUGUAGCAGAAGUUUUGAGUUUCUCAAAACGAAUUUUUUCUCUCUUCGUUUUUGUUUUCUGGGUUGAAAGUUGAAACCCACCGCCGUCUCACCGGUCACAACCGUGACGUCACCGCGCGAUACCGGCAGCCGUACGACCGGUCACAACGAUUUCUGAAAACGUUCGUUGAACCAGAAUUGAGUGUUCUUGCACUUUAGGCUAGUCGUCGUGAUUCUGCACCAGUGUUGAUCACCUUUCAAGCCUGAAACAGGUAGAAUAAGCUGUUGAAGUUAAGACCAUUAUGCAAGUUUGAUCAUGUUUUUGAAAAACCAUUAGGGUAUAAAUGGAUUCGGAGUCAAAGCGUCAACAACAAGGAGUUGAUAGAAUUAGUGCAUUGCCAGAUGCACUUGUUUGCCACAUACUGUCAUUCCUUCCUACAAUAUAUGCUGUGUGGACCACCCUUCUGUCUAGGAGAUGGAACAAGUUAUGGAGGUCUCUUCGCAAUUUGGACUUCAAUGACGUAGACUUCCCUACCAAGAGGACUGAUCGUUUUAUGAAAUUUGUUGGUUGUGUACUUUCCUUCCGUGGCUCAUCAGACAUUCGAAAAAUCUGUCUUCACAUCCACCAUUGUGAGAACUUCAGUACUGGGGAUUUCUCUCGCGUUCAGAGGUGGAUUCGUGCUGCCAUUAGGCAUAAUAUUGUUGAACUUGAUCUUUCUCUUUGGUUUCAGUAUCGCAAGAAUGAUGAGUUUCAAAUGCCUCUAAGCCUUUUCAAAUGCAAAACACUUGAGGUUUUGUCAUUGCAUUCAAAUUGCAUUACCUACCCUGCUGCUACAGGAGGGUGUUUCCCAUGCCUCAAGGUCCUCUAUGUAUCAGAUUUUGAUGAUGAUUCAAUGCAGAAACUUUUUUCUCACUUCCCUGUGCUCGAAGAGUUGACUAUUGAUGCACACCUUAGUUUUUACAAUGUUUUGAAUAUCAAAAUCUCUGCACCUGAAUUGAAGACGCUGAGAAUAUUGUUGGACUAUCCCAGCAACAACUAUAAGCGUCCCAACAACAUUUUUAUCAAUGCCCCGAAGCUGGAGAACCUUGAAGUCACAGAUGGUGUUUUAACAAAUUACAAUUUGGAGAGUGCAAAAUGUCCAGAAAGAACUAGGAUUGUAUAUAAUGACAGAUGUCUGAUUGCUGAUGAUGUUUGCUUUCGAGAUAAAGAUGAUGUAUUUGAAGAUGAAGCUCCGAGAUUCACUAACCGCGCAGCUGCUUUACUUACAAAAGUUCACAAUGUUAAAUUUCUGUCUCUUGAUGCUCGUCCUAAAUGUUUGGAGGCUUGGUGUGUACCUGCUUUGGAAAACUUGGUCAAACUGGAGCUGGCUCUUCGGGACUGCUACAACUGGGGAUUGCUAACAGAGUUGCUGAAGAGAUCACCUAAGCUGGAAUAUCUUGGCAUGGAACAUAGAAACACCAGUUUUGAUGAAUGGGAGAUCCCAGAGUGUAAAUGGAAUCCACCCGAGUUUGUGCCUAUUUGUUUGUCAUCAAGCCUUAAGACUAUCUGCGUAAAGGGAUUCAAAGGAGGGCAGCAUGAGAUGGAAGUUGCAAAGUACUUGUUAAAAUACGGUGAAGUUUUGAAUACCAUGAUUAUUUCAACCAAGAAUCGGUUCAAUAGGCAGGAUGGUCAUCCAUAUAAAACGGAGGAAGAGCUAUGCGAGGAAUUUCAUGUGUGUCAAAAGGGUUCAAAGAUUUGCCAAGUUAACUUGAUUUAUGAUGCAGGUUCAUAUUUCUAUUGAAAAGUUCAGUUUUCAGUUCUUGAAGGAUUGGAGUUAAGAACCUUCUUUGUUGAACUUAAGAUGAAUCCAUCUGCUGUAGUUUGUUUUGGAUUGUUUAAAGUUAUUAUCCACCUUUUUAGCUUCUUCUGAAGUGUGAAUUAGGCUCCGGCCUUGCUUGAUUCCUCA